AUGUCUCUUAUUUCAGCUACUGGUUUUGAUCCUCGAACGCCGCAGACUGUUCUCAACUACGAAGAACUAGUGGAGACCUUCGUUGAAAAACGUGCCACCUUUGAGGCUGCAUUGCAGCGAGCCGAACAAGAACUAUACUCGAGACCCUCCCUUCCAUCCCACGAACACUAUACCAACGGUGUACUGAGUACCCUCAAUUCUGGCAAUGAGACACAACCAAGAUUCAAAACAUUGCGGCGGCUGGGCCGAGGCUCCUUCGGGCAGGUUGACGAAGUGGAAGAGAUCUCUACUGGAAAUAUAUAUGCCCGAAAAAACAUUCUGGUCGGCGGUGCAACUGCACGGCGGCGCAAGGAGGAAAUCGAAAAGGAAUUCCGUAUCAUGGAGAAGUUGACCCACGUUCACAUUACCACCGUGAUUUUCUGGCUGCGAAGCGACACAGUCUGCAGUAUCUUCAUGAAGCCGGCCUGCGAGAUGGAUCUCCGUAAUUACCUGGAAGACUGCAUAAGAUGGAGCUACCCUCAAGACGCCUUGAGGCAAAUGCUGCCGUGGCCUGGCUGCUUGAUGCACGCGCUAGCCUUUGCCCACCGGUUAAAUAUCAAACACAAAGACAUCAAGCCUUCAAACAUCUUGAUCAAGGGCAGCGAUAUCUAUUUGGCUGAUUUCGGCAUGGCAAAAGACGACGUCCCAGACGAUAUUGAGGGAAACGCAAGCUUUUCUGUCUGGGGGGCAUCGGUUUACCGCGCUCCCGAAAUCCGGCCAGACCAUCCCCAGGCUCGCGGCACCAAGGCUGACGUGUUCUCACUGGGGUGUGCGUUCGCGGAGAUGCUGACUGUUUGCUGCCGGCGGUCACUGCGAGAUUUCCAAGAAGCACGAAAGCUCACAACUGAAGACCGUGAGACGAUCGCCUUUCGGGCCAAUUUGCCCCAGGUCCACAACUGGCUCGGCGCCUUGCGUGGUCAAGGUGUGCAUGUGGUGGUCAACAUCCUGAUUUACAACACCGAGAACAUGCUCCGUGAAGACCCGGAACAGAGGGUUUCGGCAGAUCAAGGUAUAAUGCUUCUGCAAGGGGAUCCUGGACGUCAGAGUCUGUUUUGCCCGCUGCACUAG
Molecule: messenger RNA, 1107 nt
Organism: Fonsecaea multimorphosa CBS 102226
Lineage: Eukaryota; Fungi; Ascomycota; Eurotiomycetes; Chaetothyriales; Herpotrichiellaceae
Exons: 1
Coding region: 1-1107 (368 amino acids)
Biological process (GO): protein phosphorylation
Molecular function (GO): protein kinase activity; ATP binding
Source: RefSeq, a predicted model, not a curated record